Molecule: messenger RNA, 510 nt
Organism: Ascoidea rubescens DSM 1968
Lineage: Eukaryota; Fungi; Ascomycota; Saccharomycetes; Ascoideales; Ascoideaceae
Exons: 1
Coding region: 197-385 (62 amino acids)
Source: RefSeq, a predicted model, not a curated record
UGUCUAUAUUCUGAAUAAAAACAAAAGCUUAACCAUCGGUACGAAACCUGGAGGUCAUUAUAUUAUUACAAUACAAAUCUAAAUUCAAAUCUAGGUUUAACUCUAAGUUGAAAUCUAAGUUGAAAUCUAAACUGAGGUACAAUUAAAACACAAUUAAAAAUAAAAUUUAAAUUUAAAGUAAUAUUUUGUAAUGAAAAUGUGCAGUGAGCAGGUGAGUAACCCUGGUGAGGAACUGUUUGCAUUGGCUAAUUUUUCCAUUUUUCAGUAUCCAUAUUUCUCUACUUCUCUAAUCCACCAAUUCACUAAUUCACCAAUCCUCUAUUCAUCUAAUCGAUUAUUCCUCAAUUUCCCGAUUUCUCAAUAUUUUGAUUUCCUGAUAUUUUGAUUUUCCAAUUUUCCAAUUUCCUAAUCUCUACUUGAAUAACACCUCAAUCUGGUUAUAAUAUAUGAUUCGAGUAAUUUUACUCAAUCCACUACAGCAGCCGUUGUUGCUGGAAGUGGAUGCUAUGG